CGACAUCGUCGGCAUCCACGCAGCGUUAGGCGGCCAUUUUAACGCAAAGUGCAAAAGAGAAUCGAUCGUUGUAUACGCCAUGUUUGUGCGCCGUCAACGCCGCUGAAUCGUGUCGGUCUUAUUUCACAGAAAAUUAAAGUAAUGUAAAAUUAAAUAAAUGUGAGAUUGGAAAAUACGCCUGUAAGGUUUACUUGGUGACGAUAGAAGCCUUUCGGAGGUAAUUGUGCAAUAAGAUGGAUGGAAUGGAUUCACACCUGAUUGCACAAGCCCUCAACUAUCAUGGGCAGCAGCUCCAAAAAGUGUGGGAGAGUGAACGUAAUGAAUCCGAGUUGCUUAUGCUGAAUUUAAAAGAGCCAAGCUUUGAAAUCUACCAACAGCGACAAAAAACUUUAAGUUUCAGUGACAGGGGGAAAAGGUUGAAACUGCAGCAGUUUAUUGCUAAGAAAGCUGAUACUUUGUACGACAAGUCUAAUCUUAUUAGAACUGCUGAUCCAAUCAAACAAGAGCUUGGUGAUGAAGAAUUCUAUGCUACUAUGCCUGGUUUGGAUUCAUUUGUUGCGAUGGAAAAAUCACAGCGCAUACGUAACUUUUUAGAGAGCUUAUUAGUUGGGGAUGUAAUUUUUGCACAAGUCAUGGGCAAAAGUGCCGCUGGUCUUUUAUUGAAGGUUUUAUGCAACUGUAGCGAUUUUCCCAGGGUAGUGUCUGAUCUUGGAGUAAAGGCUUUAAUAUUGAACACAGCUACUGUACCAGCAGUGGAUAAAAAAGGUGUAACAAGAGGCUACAUGGCCAAUGAUCUAGUCUGCGUUGUAGUUGGGGAAGUUAAUGUGGAGGCUGAGCGUGUUGUAGCAGUUAUGAAUGUACCUGCUCGUGAAGGUCAAGCUCCUCAUCCACCUAUGGGACUUGUACAUGCUGAAGACCUACCAGAUGCAUACAAGUACCAGACAGUCUGUAACAUAAAUGUCAGUAGUUAAUACGACAAUGAGUUUAAAAUGCUAUAAGAAAGAUUGAAGCAUUGGUUGACACAGCUAUUGUUGUUUUCACGAUCUACCUACAUUUGUGAUAAAUGUAUUAUUUCAAGCACCAAUGAACGUGUCACUAAACACCAAAUGACCUCAAUGUAUUUUGAGAUUGUAUUUCCAGUAUGAAGCGCUGUUUUCGGCUUUUCCGACCUAAUAUAGCGGAUGCUUUAUUUGACAAAUAAAAACGAUGUCAUUUGAUCAUUACUACAAAAAAUGUGCUACGUCUAAAACAUUUUUUUGGUCAACUUGUGGAUGAUAAAAAAUAUAUAUAAAUAUAUUGACGUGGCUUUAGAACCUACCCUAGGGUUAUGCAUAUUAUUUUGUUGCACAAAAAUGAAUUUUAUAUUAAAAAAUAUUAUCUGUAAUCGAGCUAGGGCAGCAUAUGCUUUACUCUCGAGAGAAAAUAUAUUACAGAAAAUUAUAAAUACAAAUGAAACGACUAUCUAGUAUAUACAUCUUGGGGGUAAUUGGAAAGGAAAGCUAUGGACAACAAAGGGCAAAGCUAUGAGACAAUCAUGGAGAAUAGCUCUGGGUUCAACAAUCCUAACAACAUAAAGUAUCUGUCUGAUUUAUUGGGUCUUGGUCAACUCAACUACUCAAAUAUGGUUGGACUAAGAGAAAGGUUUCCACCGAAUGAGUAUGCUAGUGAGCUUAGACAAGCACAGGCUAGCAAAUGGGCAUUUCGCAGUGUCGCCGAAGGUAUUGAUCACUUCAAAGCUGGCAGGCAUUCGGAGGCAUUCCAGUGCUUGAAUAAAGCCCUCACAGUCGAUCCACGCAAUGUCGAAGGUCUCGUAGCUAGAGGUGCACUAUAUGCGAACAGCGGCAGUUUCAAGAAAGCCAUAGACGACUUUGAGACGGCGUUGAAGCUCAACCCAAGUCACGCAAACGCGCGCAAAUACAUGGCAGAGACACUGGUAGCGCUGGGUCGCAGCUACGAAGAUGAAAAGAAGUACGAAGAAGCGCUAAAGGCUUACGAAAACUGUUUGAGCAUAGCGCCGUACCACGAGGAGGCCAAGAACUCGAUAGAGUAUAUCAAGGGCAAGACAAACCUGUCCUCAAAUCUGCCGACAGUGACGAACUCUUCGACAGUCGCAGUAGCUGCGGCUGCGGCGGUGGCCUUAGAGCCAUUCAAGGCCUUCGAGAAUGAAGCUGCCGAGGCCGAGGCUAAACGCGAGAAGAAGAAGCGCAAGAAGGAGCGUAAGGCGCGCUCGAAGAAGCGCCAACGAUGGAGCUCUAGUUCGAGUUCAUCGAGUGGCGGAUCUUCGACCAGUACCAGCAGCUCCGACUCGUCAGGUAGCUCGGGCAGCUCAUCGGGCGGAAGCUCCCGCUCCAACUCGCGGUCACCUGGUCGCAAGCGCAAGCACAAGAAGGACCAUCAUGGAUCCUCGCUUUCGCCACUGUCUAAGCGCAUGGCGCAAUACAACAAUCCGCCCGCGACUGCGACUGCUGCUGCCGCAACCGGCGGACACCUCUCUGUUAGUAGUCACGAUAUGCUCGCACCUAGUUUAUAUAGUUCAAACUCACGGGAGAAAGAGGAUUACGAGCUGAAAGUGCGUAAGUUCCUUGAGCAGACGAAAGACGACUCCGACUACGAAGAUAAGGUCAGAAAGUUCCUUGAAGAGACAGCGAGGUGGAAACGAGAAAAGGAGAAGGAAAAGAAACACGUGGAGGUUGAGAAGAAAGUAAAGAAAAAGAAGAAGGAGAAGAAAAUCAAGGAUAAGGAUAAAGAGGAGAAAAAGUUGCGCAAGAAGAAAAAGAAAGAGGAACGUAAGAAACGCAAAAACAAGGACAAACUUGAGCGCGACUUGCAGGAAUCUUUACCAGAUCUUGAUCAGCUUCAGUCAAAACUUAGUGCCUAUUAUGCAAAGGUUGAAAAAGAGACAGCCGUCAUUAAAAGGUAUGUAGAUCAGUAUAAUGACAUGCCUUCCCCUCUUAGUAAUGCUGAAAAACUUUCCGAGUCCAAUCGCCGAGAAGACGAUAUGCGCAGAGAGAAAGAUAGAGAUGACGUUUUUAAGACGUAUCACGACAGAGAUCCCAGGCUAGCCUUACCCCCGCAGAGGAAAGAAGUACAACGCAAGCCGUUCUCAGAUAUAUUUGAGCAGGAUUCGCAGUUGAUUCAUCCGGAACCGAAGCCUCCAGCUUUAGACACUGUUGCGCUAAAUGCCAAGUGGAAAGCCGUGCAAGCCUCUAGGCAACGAGAACCACUACAACAAAAAUGGCAAGAGUUGCCAGCGGAGAAGAAAUUAAAGAAUGCACUUGAAAGCGAAGAUGAGGAGCUUGAGAUUCAGCGGCCUCUCGACAAGUCGCUCAAUAUUCGUAAACACAUGCAACGCGAGAUAGCGGAGAAACGUGCCAUGCAACAAAUGGCAGCUCCCGCGCCACCGCCUGUUCACAAAGAUUCGCCGCAUAAGAUACAGCAGCAACAGUCUCAGAUGCCAAUAAAGUACCCAACACCUCAACCGCAAAACAAGUUCCAGAGCUACAAAGACUCGUCGAUGAUGCAGCAGCCACAGCAGUCGCCUCAACAGACGACCAAGUAUUCAACCCUUGGCCACAAGUUCCAGCCAAUCGGCCAGGCCAGCGACUCCAAGUCCAAGGGCGCCUCGCGCUCUGACUCUGAGAGCGACCGCGAGCGUGGUCGACGUGUCAUCGCAGGACCUCAGGGCAGUCAUAAACAGCCGCCACCGCCACACCACGAUCAGAGACACUCGCGGUCUCGCUCACGUAGCGGCUCCAGCUCUGGCUCGUCGCGCUCGCGACACUCGGUCAGGCGUUCGCGCUCCCGGUCCUAUUCGAACCGCAGGUCUGGCAGCUACGAGCGAAAGUACAGCCGUUCACCAUCGGGUACCUACUCUGGUAGAUCUCGUUCGCGAUCAGGUGGAAGAUCUAGAUCUAGGUCCUACUCUCGUUCGCGUUCGCGCAGUCCUGAUCGUGGCUACUACCGUAAGCGAUUCAACAAUCGUCCGUUCAACAACCGCGGCACCUAUUACAAGCCGCGCUUCCAGCCGUUUAACAAUCAAAACCGCGGCCGUGGGGACUUCCGCAAUCACAAUAACCAGAAUCGCUUCAACAAUCAAAACAAUUAUAAUAAUCGAUACAACAAUCGGCGUGGAUUCCACCACAAUCAACGUGGCGGUCACAUGAUGAAUCACGGUCGAGGCGGUCGUAUGAACAACCGCGGUGGCAGGUUCUUCCACAACAACCGGCAGCACAACUUCCGGGAUAACUUUAGAGAUCGCAGGGACUUCCGAGACAGACGACCAGGUUCGCGCGAUCGUUACAGCGACAGAAGCUACUCGCCAGAUCCAAUGCGCAAAGUCGACGAAGCCAAGGAGAAGAUCAAUAAGAUGAUCGAAGAGGGCGGAGAGAGGCCACGCUCGCGCGACAGAUCUUCGCGAUCACGAUCAAGAUCGAGGUCGCAUUCGCGCUCGCACAGUCGAGGCCGAGGCAGGUCGAGGUCUCGCGACAGGGCGAGAGACCGUUCGCGCUCGAGGUCUAGAGACCGUGGAGAUCGAGAUCGAGGCAGGGAUCGUUCAUCCGGUGACCGAGAGAGGAGCGAACCGCCAGUACCUCCGAUGUCGCCUGCGGGAAAGAGACGCGGCGAGUCCAGAGGCCGUAGCGAAGAGGAAGAUGACUACGAACGUUGGGGCGAGGGAGAGGAGGUUGACGGAAAGAGCAAGGAGGAUUUGGGUACAGCUGGAGACGACAUAUUACCGGAAGAGAAGGACGAUUUUAUUCAGCGUAUGAAGCAGCGCAGUCAGAACGUUCUUAUUAAGAGAGCUAUCGAGGCGAGAACAUGGUUUAGGCCUGCUUCACCUUAGGAUACAAACUGUUUUCAUCAAAAAGACACCGUUUAUCGGCCAAGAAAGGACAAUUGUGUACUGGCUCUGUUACAGUAUAUCAGCGAUGACUCUUUUACCCGAUGCAUUUCUACAUCAGCGAGCAGCCACUAUUCGACAAACGAGAAUUAUAAAAAUGCGCGAUUGGCCGCGCGCUUUGUCAUCUAUAUUCUUUUCAAUUUACUGUACAAUGGACUCCCAGUAGUCCGUUCUCACGACAAUUCAAUCAUUUCGUUGUAAUUACAUAUUAAUGUUUAGGUAAAUAAACAAUGUAUUUAUCUUAUUUCAUAAUCGAUUUAUUUUAAAUAAUAAACUCGUCGUCAGUGUAACCAAGA
Molecule: messenger RNA, 5193 nt
Organism: Nasonia vitripennis (jewel wasp)
Lineage: Eukaryota; Metazoa; Arthropoda; Insecta; Hymenoptera; Pteromalidae
Product: tetratricopeptide repeat protein 14 homolog
Exons: 16
Coding region: 1502-4840 (1112 amino acids)
Molecular function (GO): protein binding
Source: RefSeq, a predicted model, not a curated record